Messenger RNA from Aspergillus pseudonomiae, 993 nucleotides. RefSeq lists its product as uncharacterized. The record is from RefSeq and is a predicted model, not a curated record. The transcript has a single exon. Lineage: Eukaryota; Fungi; Ascomycota; Eurotiomycetes; Eurotiales; Aspergillaceae. Bases 68 to 859 code for a protein of 263 amino acids.
AAAAACCCUCUCAAUCCAUCCUCCCUCCUGUCUGUUUCCACUCUAUUAAUCACGUUAACACUGCACCAUGUCAACGCCCGUCAGCCUCACCCCCCGAUUUGAAAUCCGUCAACUCGGCCCCGAACACCAAGACUGGGCCAACGCGAUCGUCAUCCACAGCAAUGUCUUCUGCUCUCCUAUCUGGCCCAACGUGUACCCCACGGGCAAUACCAGACGCCUCUACCAGGGCUUCCUAGGCAGCGAAUACCUAAUCGCGCACCAGAUCGCCUCGGGUCUCUCCUACGGCGUCUUCGACAAAGAAUACAAGUACAAACUCCCCUCCUCCGAGCAAACCGGAGGCAAGCUCCACUGGGACUUCACCGAUGAGACCGCAACGAAGGAACAGCUCCUCGAACAGAUGGAUUUCCCACUAGUCUCGGUAGCAAUGAGCUACAACGGAUCCAAUCCGGUGGAUAUCGACCGGCUGGAGCAGCUGUUCGGGGUGCUGCCUCUGUUCCCCAAGGUGCUGCAACGGCUGACUGAGAUCGAUUCUCGGGGCGAGGUGACGACGCAUGAGGGGACGUUGAUGCGGAAUGGGACUUCGACGAGGGCCGAUUACGAGGGCCACGGGCUGAUGAAGCGGACGGCGCAUUGGCUGAUGCGCGAUGCGGCAAGUAAGGGGUUUCGGGGCAUUGAGAUUCCAUGCUUCCAUGAUGCGGUGAUUGGGGUUUGGUCGAAUCCACCUGCGCCCUUUCGUGGCGAGAUUGUUGCCCAGCUGAAUAUCAAGGACCAGGAGGAGGUGGAUGAGGAUGGGAAGGUCACUAAGCCGUAUUCUCAUGUUGAUCAGCGGAUUGCUAAGAUUUACGUGACGCUUGUUUGAGGGUGCGUUGAUCUGGGGUGGAGAGAGCUGGAUCUUGGGACUAAGGGGUUGUAGUGUGUUCCUGGGUUAUUGAUUCCUAAGCGUUUGUUUGAAUAGCGAGCAAGAAUUCGAGCAAUUGAUAGUACAUGGCGAUU